UAUAUAAUCCACCAGGCUGUUUUCUAAGGGGUGGGGUAAGGCCCAGCCUCCUGCAGCAAUAUAUCAGGCUUUGUAUCUGUUGUGAAUUCCUCCCUGCAGAAAGCAAAGAAUCGGGCCUUAAAAGAGAGUCUCCUGAAAGACAGGUAAAAGGGAGCAAGGGAGGGGCAGAAAGCUCUCUGGAAUGGCGCCAGCCUCCCUUCCUCUUGGCCUCUGAAGCACUGGCUUCGUUCAGGCUGCCUGACUCAGCUUUGCCUCUGCUUAAACGGAGGUCCUGCCCAGAAAUUGAGUUCAAACAAGGCCAAUUUGGGGAACGGUGUGUGUACUAGUGUCAGUGCAAGAUACACUGGGAGGUUUCUAAUUGUUUUGAGCAUCUCCUGCAGCAGGAGGACGGCCCUUUUGAUGAGACGGCAGCCCUUUUGUGUGCAGCUGCAAGGAAGGGUUGCUAUGACAUGGCCCAGCAGCUCCUCUCCCAGGGAACAGGGGCCAUGAACAGCCAGGAUGCCACCGGCAGAACCCCCCUUUUCUGGGCCACAGAAUACAGGCACGAGAGACUGGUGGAGCUGUUGCUGUCCCAUGGGGCAGACCCAGAUAUCCGUGACAAAGUGUGUGCAAGAUAGGGGUUGAAGGGAAGGGAAGGGGAAGGGGGAACAUCCAGCAGCUGCCUCAUACAAACCAAGAGGGCUGCAGCUGGAAAGAGGCGAGAGACCCAGACAGGUGCCCCAAACAGGCACACUUGGCUUGGUUCCAGCUACACCUCCAGGCUCAGCUUUAUGGAACUUGUAGCAAUGGGCCAUUGGGCCCCAACAGCCCUGCAAAGGAGGGGAAUGUUUGCUUGCACAGGGCGGCCUAUUUCGGCUCACCCACCAUUGCUAGGAUGUUGCUGGAAGCUGGCUCAGAUUUGAAUGCAACAAACCAUCUGGGUAACUCACCUCUGCACCUGGCAGCCCAAGAGAAGUGCCACGAAUGCCUCAGCCUUUUCCUGGCCUGUGGUGCAGUCUUUCUGAAGAACAAAGCAGGGCAGCUGCCCCAGCAAUGCACCCAGCUCAGCUCCCCCUCCUGCAGGGCUCUGCAGGCCUUCUCUGCCCAGUUUCCAAGUCAGGUAGAGCAGAUACUCAGCAGGGACAUCUCCCGGGGAUUUGAGCAGGUUGCCAUUCCCUGCCUCAAUAUGGUAGACCAGGAAUCCUGUCCCAGGGAUUUCCUCUACAUCACAGGGAAUAUCGUAUCAGGCUCAGGGCUUCUUCCCACAAAAAGCUGGGAUCAAAGUCAGCUGCUGCUCUACCACCCUUGGGGAUCAGAAUGUGGCUGGAUGCCGGGCUGCCGGUGUGAUGGAGGUUGCAGUGUGGCCAGCUGUCCCUGCAUCCUGCGCAGUCAGUGUUCCUGGACCCUCACGGGUGGCCAACUCAGGCUGGAUACCACUGGCACAGCCCCUGAGAUGGGAUCCAUCUACGAAUGCAGCAUGCUGUGUGCUUGUCCCAGGUCCUGCCCCAACCGGGUGGUGCAACGUGGGCUCCGAACCCAGCUCCAACUUUACAGGACAGCUGCCAAAGGCUGGGGUGUGCGCACAGUGCAGGAUGUGCCCCAUGGAGCCUUCCUUUGCCAGUACUUUGGGGAGCUGAUUUCCAAUACUGAGGCUGCACACCGAGAGGAAGACACUUAUUACUUUGUGGUGGACAUGCAGGAUGGGCAACAGUGCUGCCUUGAUGGGCGCUAUUAUGGCAAUGUGGGGCGCUUCGUAAAUCAUUCAUGCCAACCCAACUUGAUGGCCCUACAAGUUGCUCUGGGAUACGACAUCCCUGGCGUUGCCUUUUUCAGCACACGAGCCAUCCAAGCUGGUGAAGAACUUGGAUUCGACUACGGCGACCAGUUCUGGGAGGUGAAAAGCUGGAAUUGCACCUGCCUCUGCGGCUUCCCCGGCUGCAGGCGCUUGGCUAGGAGUCCCGCCCGUCUUCCUUCGCCGGCAGCUGGAGACCCCGGCUCGGGGCCCAGCUCUCCCUGCCCUUCACGGCCUCCGCUCCGCGGCUUCGCGCUCAAGACCAAGCGCUCGAGCCCCCUGAAGAGGGUCACCCGUUCCCGCCUGGCUCGCGAGUCUCGGCCGCCCUAGCGCUGCUCAGGGCCUCGUCUCAGAACGCCCCAAUAAAGAGCCCGCCAGCCCCGCCGCGCCUCUCCGUGUGUGUCUCUGUGC
Messenger RNA from Ahaetulla prasina, 2182 nucleotides. Its product is annotated as histone-lysine N-methyltransferase EHMT1-like. Lineage: Eukaryota; Metazoa; Chordata; Lepidosauria; Squamata; Colubridae. Gene Ontology annotation, molecular function: zinc ion binding; p53 binding; protein-lysine N-methyltransferase activity. The record is from RefSeq and is a predicted model, not a curated record. The transcript has 12 exons. Gene Ontology annotation, cellular component: nucleus. The coding region runs from base 875 to 2101 and encodes 408 amino acids.